AUGCACCGAGUGCCAAGCCAAUUAACGCGUCUCCGUCGCGUCUUCACCGCACACCCCACCAUCAUCGCCAAUCUGCCACCGCUCCACCAGCUUCCCCAGCGACACACAUCAUCACACCGUAGCACAUCUCUUGAUUUUGGUCGACCACGUCAGCCGCCGACACCAACUCGCCUCCUCGAUUUCCCGCCCCCUCGUAACAUGAGCGCCGUCCCCUCUGCAGCCUCACCCCCGACCUCACCGCCCGCGAAGCGCCACAAGCCCUCGACCUCCAUCAGCGAGACCACCACCACAGGCACUACCAUGGCCGCCGCAGCACAGGACAGCAGCAACGGCACCGCCGUGCCCCUUCUGGAGCAGUCCCCGGCGCUUCUGAUCAAGAAACUCUCGGACAAGGCGCGACUGCCCACGCGCGGCAGCGCCUUUGCCGCCGGCUACGACAUGUAUGCCGCGCAGGACACGGUCAUCCCGAGCCGCGGCAAGGCGCUCGUUGAGACGGACAUUGCCAUUGCAGUUCCGGCCGGCACCU
Neoarthrinium moseri is the source of this 526-nucleotide messenger RNA. RefSeq lists its product as uncharacterized. The record is from RefSeq and is a predicted model, not a curated record. The transcript has a single exon. Gene Ontology annotation, biological process: dUTP catabolic process; dUMP biosynthetic process. The annotation marks the transcript as partial. Lineage: Eukaryota; Fungi; Ascomycota; Sordariomycetes; Amphisphaeriales; Apiosporaceae. Gene Ontology annotation, molecular function: magnesium ion binding; dUTP diphosphatase activity.